GGAAGUGGUAAACUUUCCACAAGUGAAACGAACCCAGUAGCUACAGCUUUAGAGUAUCUGUAAGAUCUGAGGUGAUGAACACAUCAAGCCAUAAUGGACAGACUGCCGUACACCUAUCUGCUGAUAUUUUACUGUCUGACAUUUGCCUGCAUCUUUGGAAGAGGUCAAGACUCGUCUCCGUCAUGUGAAGUUCAGGUGAUGGUGCAGAGAGGCACGAUAGAGAAAGCUGCCCCAAAGCAACGUCUGACAGUCAGGUGUCCUGUCAAACACUGUGGAAAGUCACUGAACAUCACCUGGUGUAAACUGCUCGAAACAAACACAUGUGAACAGAUCAAUCAAACAGAGAACGUCGAAAUAACACAACAAAAGUAUGCGGACAAACUGGUCUCAUUCUUGACUUUUAAACGGAUUUCCAUUCAUGACGACGGCCUGUACAGAUGUAGUAGAGGAGACAUAGAGAUCGCUCACCACAUCAACGUCUCAGUUUCAGAUUUGCACCAAGGGAUUGAAUACUCAGACUUUUAUGCAGGUAAGAACCUCGUGAACACGUCGAGCCUAACCGAGACUGCUGUACACCUAACUGCUGACAUUUAACAUCUGUCUGCACCUAUGAGAGGUCAGGUCAGCCUAAGUCUGAACACUGUGAUAUAUGACUUUAAAAAAGAGUCAGAGGAGACAGUUUGAAAAGACAUUAACGGUAAUUCUUA
Larimichthys crocea (large yellow croaker) is the source of this 707-nucleotide messenger RNA. Its product is annotated as B- and T-lymphocyte attenuator-like. The coding region runs from base 94 to 594 and encodes 166 amino acids. Gene Ontology annotation, molecular function: signaling receptor activity. The transcript is spliced from 3 exons. The record is from RefSeq and is a predicted model, not a curated record. Gene Ontology annotation, biological process: immune response-regulating cell surface receptor signaling pathway. Gene Ontology annotation, cellular component: plasma membrane. Lineage: Eukaryota; Metazoa; Chordata; Actinopteri; Sciaenidae.